Messenger RNA from Cinara cedri, 3014 nucleotides. NCBI's taxonomy places the organism in Eukaryota, Metazoa, Arthropoda, Insecta, Hemiptera, Aphididae. The record is from the annotation of a GenBank genome assembly.
UGUAAUUAAAUUUAUUACAUUUUUAUCAAUUAUUUAUAUGUAUUAUAUACCUACCUAUUUAUAUACUAUAUAUCUUUCUUUUUUUUAUUAAUCUAAGUUUUAAAUAAUAAUAACAAAUAGGUACUUAUAAUGAAGACUGAUCAUUAUUUAUAAUAUGGGUACCUGUUGUAGUCGGCAUUCUCCUGAUCCUACUCAUCAUCUGGGUAAAAUCUAUUUAUAUUUUCAAUUAGUUUUAAAGUAGGUUAAUCCACCUAAAUUUUUUUGAACAAAUAGGUAUUUAUUUACUUUUUAGUAUUUCAUCAUGGUUAUAAACUGCAAGAUACUAUAGAUGUAUUAAAUAAAGGAUCUGGUGAAGUGCGUUAUGUAGCUGAUUUGAAUCGUCAACAUGGGACAGCAAGCAUUAAAAGACAUGGUGUUGAUAUCAUACGUACUCCAACAUCAAUGCGUAAUGAUAAUUUUAUUUUUUCAUAUUUGUUCAAUGUUCUUGUAUUUAUUAUAAGGUUAAUUUUAGUUCAUUCAUCUUUACAUGGACGAAUUGUGGUGGCUGUUUAUAAUUACCAAUCAAGGGAAAUGUCAGAUGUCUCCUUUGUUAAAGGAGAUAGGAUGGAGUUAUUAGAUGAUAGUGAACCAGAUUGGUGGCGAGUAAGACAUUUAAGAACUAGUGAAGAAGGAUUAAUACCUUGGAAUUUUGUGGCUGAAGAAAAAUCUGUUGAGAGCGAAGAGUAAGAAACAUUAUUAAUACUUGAUCAUAGUUAUUAAAAUUGAAAAAAAAUGUUUUUUAUUUUUAUAUUGUUAGUUGGUUCUUUGGAAAAAUUUCACGCAAAGAAGCAGAAAAGCUUUUAUUAUCUGAAGAAAACCAAAGAGGGACUUACUUAGUACGUGAUUCUGAACACAAUCCAAAUGGUUUCUCUCUUAGUGUUAAAGAUUGGGAAGGAGGUCGUGGAUAUCAUGUAAAACAUUAUAAAAUAAAAUCACUUGAUAAUGGAGGUUUUUACAUUGCUACUAACCAGACUUUUUCUAAUCUUCCUGAGCUCAUAAUUGCAUACUCAAGUAAAUAGUUUUAAAAUUAUUAUUUUUUCUUAUUCAAGUGCCUAUUUAUUAAUUUAUGUUUAUUAUAUUUAGAAAAUGCAUUAGGCUUAUGCCAUGUUUUGGCUCAUCCGUGUUGUAAACCACAACCACAAAUUUGGGAUCUAGCUCCUAAUUUACGUGAUCAAUGGGAAAUAGAUCGUAGUGAAAUUCAGUUAAUUAGAAAACUUGGCCAUGGUAAUUUUGGUGAAGUCUGGUAUGGUAAAUGGCGAAAUAACAUUGAAGUAGCUGUAAAAACUCUUAAACAAGGUUCUAUGUCUACUCAAGCAUUUCUGCAAGAAGCUUCUAUAAUGAAAAAGUUCCGACAUGAUCGAUUAGUUGCCCUCUAUGCAGUUUGUUCAAAAGAUGAACCUGUACUAAUUAUACAAGAAUAUAUGUGUAAUGGGAGUUUAUUGGAGUUCUUACGAAAUUGUGAUAGUAAAUAUUUGCAAUUUGGUGAUUUAAUCUACAUUGCUGCUCAAGUUGCUAGUGGAAUGGCAUAUUUGGAAUUAAAACAAUUAAUUCAUCGGUAAAAUUAUUUAUGAUUUGUUUUAGUUAAUUAUACAUUUUAUAUUUACUCCAACUUGUGUAGGGAUUUGGCUGCAAGAAAUGUAUUGAUUGGUGAAAAUAAUAUGGCCAAAAUUUGUGAUUUUGGACUAGCCAGAAUAAUAGAAGAUGAUGAAUAUUGCCCUAGACAAGGAACACGGUUUCCUGUGAAAUGGACUGCCCCUGAAGCUAUUGUUUACGGGCGUUUUUCAAUCAAAUCAGAUGUAUGGUCAUUUGGAAUAUUGCUUAUGGAAUUAUUUACGUAUGGUCAAGUCCCAUAUCCUGGUAAAAAUUUAUAUUAAUUUUACAUUGAUUCGUAAUUAUAAUAAGAUACUUUUGUUACACACAAUUUAAGCCUUGUACUAUAAAAAAAAUCUUUAUCAAUGGAAUAACAUUUAUAUUCUGAGUGUAGCAUAGAAGCUAUUAGAUAGUUUAAUUAUGUGUAUUUUUUAAGAAAUCACUUUCAAUUAAUAAAAAGUUCCAAAUUAUUCACACUACCUUAAAAUGUUUAGAUUUUUCAUCCAGUUACACUAAAUUUUCAAAAAAUUGUCAGCUUCAAACAAUUUUUCUAUACAGUUUAAAAGUCUAACAACAAAUGUUGAUACAUUAUUUAUGUUCGGUCUUCUAGAUUUCUGAGUUACUUUGGUUAUAUAACGAAAAUACGAAUAAUACUACUCCUGCCAAAGAGUAAAUCACUGAUUAAUAUUGUGUACACUAGAUUCCAGAAUACCAAGAUUUUCCAAUGAUUACCAAGAUGUUCAUGAUCACCAAACAUUUCCUUUAGUUAUUUACCCAUCGACUCCUACUGUCAUUUAAUUAUACAUUAUCCAGCCAUUCUCCCACCCCAGGUUAUUUUACACUUGUUCUUUGGUGAUUUCCAUGAUUUAUAUUAGUCAUGUUUUUAUUUUAAAAAUGGUUUUUUGCUCAAUACUGUGCAUUAGUAAAGCUAUGUGGUACAGCUAGUAUAAUAUAAAUAGUAUUGUUUUUAAUAUAAUUACUAUUCUUAAUAAAUAUAUCUUAUAUUUAGGUAUGCAUGGUCGUGAAGUAAUUGAACAAGUAGAACAUGGAUAUCGUAUGCCAAAGCCUGUAUCCCAUUUCAUUCCUGAUGAUAUUUACAGACUGAUGUUACUGUGUUGGGACUCUGAUCCAGAUAAAAGGCCUACAUUUGAGUUCCUUAAUCAUUAUUUUGAAGACUUUACAAUUACCUCAGAAAUACCAUACAGGGAAGUAAGCGAUUAAAUGUACAAAUCUUGCGCCAUAUGUGCCAUACUGGGUCGCAAGUCCUUAUUUUGUCAAAUUAAUUUAAUAUUCAUUUGAAUACCAUCCUUAAGUAAGCAAUACUUAUUUAAAAAGAAACAAUUAUAUUUAAUUUAUUAUUAUCUAUAUUUAUUUUAUUAACUAAC